CUCUCCCUCUGUCUUUCACCUCUUGCCUCCCACUACCAUCUCCCUCUCUGCAACAGUCUGCUUUGCUUUUUGUGAACGCUGCAUCAUGAUGCAUGUGGGCAGCAUCUGGGGUCUCUCCUUAUUCCUGUGUCUGGUUUUAGGAUGGACGAAGGCUCAGCAGAGCAACUUCACCAGGCCUGUAUUCCACUGUGGAGGAGACCUGGUCGCAGACUCAGGCUUUAUUGGCAGUGAGGGGUUCCCAAGCUUCUACAAACCUAACAGCAAAUGCAGCUGGCGUAUCACUGUCCCAGAGGGGAACGUGGUCAUGCUCUCUUUCCGUAUCUUUGACCUGGAGGCUGACUCACAGUGCCGCUACGACUAUCUAGAUGUGUACAACGGCCAUUCCAACUUGGUGCAAAAACUAGGUCGCUUUUGUGGAACUUUCCGGCCUGGCGCUCUCAUUUCAACCACAAACACUAUGAUGUUGGAGAUGGGGACUGACGGGGAGACACAGGGCAGGGGCUUUGUGGCAUACUUCAGUGGAGCCAAACCAUACGUAGAUGAUCAACAGUUCUGUGGGGGGAAGACAACAAAGUCCCAGGGAGAGAUCAAGACCCCAAACUGGCCUGAUAAGAAGUAUCCACCUGGGACCAGCUGCUCCUGGCUCAUCACUGUGGAGCCUGAUAUGGUGAUCCAGGUAAAGUUUGAUAAGUUCGUGUUGGAGGCUGACACCUAUUGCCGCUUUGACUACGUGGCUUUCUUUAACGGUGGAGAGGCAGAUGAUGCACGCUUGAUUGGGAAAUACUGCGGCGAUGAAACCCCUCAGCCCAUUAUCACCAGUGGUAACGUGCUGCUGGUCCAGUUUGUGUCCGACCUCAGCGUGACAUCAGACGGGUUCCUGGCUUUCUACAACAGCGUCCCACAAGGUUCUGAGAUACCUACAACCAACGCAGGAGCCGGUACAAGGUCGAUCCCUCUGGUUCCAGCAGUCAAGCCUGCUGCACCUAGGCGCACCACUACUGUGGCACCACCACCACCCGCCCCCACAGAGAGACCCAGACCAGUGAAGCCCACCAGAGGUCGAGGACAGGGAACCACAGGCCAGGACAGAAGGGUGCCAGUCACAAGGCCCAAUGGAAAGAGGCCAGUCCACCAGAAUCCUCUGUGUGCUAGAGCCUGUAGGAGAGAUGGAACCAUCAAGACCAGUUUCUGCGCCAGUGAAUUUGUGAUUACCGGAAAGGUGUCCUCCAUGAGCCCUGGACCUCGAGGAACUCUAAGUCUCAACAUCUCCCUGAUUAAAGCCUACAAGGCCGGCCGCCUCACCAUCACUCAGGUCGGACAGACCAUGUCAGUGAAGCUGGUGUCACAGUGCAAGAAGUGCCCGCUGCUCCGCAGAGGUGGAAACUAUAUCAUCAUGGGUCAAGUGGAUGCGGACGGACGUGGUACUCUGGCUCCUGGUGCAUUCACAGCUCCAUACAAAGCUCCACAUGACAAACUAUUAGUGAACAUCAACAACCAGCCCUGCUAACCUCACAUCUGUCCACAUCAGGAGAGUCAGAGGAAGUAUCAAACACACAAACAUUACAAUGUGAAAUACAGAACUAUUGAAGCACAAUACUAUCCACCAUUUUAAAGGAUCACACACUAAACCUUGUGUUUGUAAUUUAUAUAUAAAUAAAGGUUUUUAUAUCUCUA
Cheilinus undulatus (humphead wrasse) is the source of this 1674-nucleotide messenger RNA. RefSeq names its product procollagen C-endopeptidase enhancer a (gene pcolcea). The transcript is spliced from 9 exons. Lineage: Eukaryota; Metazoa; Chordata; Actinopteri; Labriformes; Labridae. Gene Ontology annotation, molecular function: protein binding. The coding region runs from base 86 to 1507 and encodes 473 amino acids. The record is from RefSeq and is a predicted model, not a curated record.